Molecule: messenger RNA, 1959 nt
Organism: Tetrahymena thermophila SB210
Lineage: Eukaryota; Ciliophora; Oligohymenophorea; Hymenostomatida; Tetrahymenidae
Product: B-box zinc finger protein
Exons: 7
Molecular function (GO): zinc ion binding
Source: RefSeq, a predicted model, not a curated record
CUUAAAACACAUAAAAAAUAUUAAUAUUUUUAGUAGAAAAUAUCAAAUCUUUAGCUUAUUUUAAAUUAUUUUUAUUGUUUUUUAUUUAUCGAUAGUAAAAUGGAAGAAGUUAUUUAAAAAUGUACAAAUUGUAAGUAAAUACCAGAUGAUAUUUUAAUGCUUUCUUGCGAUCACGAUUUAUGCCUUAACUGUGCAGCAAUUAUUUUUGUUUCUGAAAAUCUUUAGACAGAUUCUAGACUUUUAACUUGUCUUGAAUGUGGAUAAAGUACAGAACUGGACUAAUCAAGUGUAUUUGAGUUACAAAGAAUCAACGUUGAACUUUAAAUUUAAAAGAAACUUAAUACUAGUGGAUUGAAGGCAUAAAAAUAAUAUGGAAGCAUUAACUAGAACAGUGGAUUGCAAUAUGAAAACUAAAAUUAGUCCUAUUUGCAAAAUUCAAGAGUUAAAGCAUAAGAUCAUCCAAGUAAUGUUUUAGAGAAUUUUUAAGCUAGAUUACCAACCUAAAAUUACUUAAAUGGACCAUCAUAGCUAGGAAAUGAAUUAAACUAAUAGCAACAUGAAUAAUAAAAUAGGUUAUUGUAACUACAAUAGUAGUAAUAGUUGUUACAAAGUCCAUAAGCAAAUAAAAAUAAUUUCCAACAAAAUAUUUAGUAAAUGCAAACUGAACAAGAUUUGCCCACAUAACAGACUUAGAUACAAUAAUAAAUAAAAAGAUUCUGUUAAGAACAUGCUGAAGAAGAAAUUCUCUACUAUUGCUUUUAAUGUUAAAGUAGAUGUAUUUGCCCUGAAUGUGUAAUUCAUGGAGCACACAAAAACCAUGAAGUAAAAACAAUAAAGAAAGCUUAUCCAAUAGUAAAAUAAAAAGUAGAGGAAUUCCAGUAAAAAAUGGAAUUUAAAAUAAAGCAAAUAAACCAAAGAAAAACCCAUUUAGAAUCAGUUGCCUAAGAGAUAAACUAAAAUUCAUUGAGUUUAAAAAAGAAUAUUGCUCUUGCUUUUGCUGAGAUAAAAUCAAAAAUAGAAGCAAAGGAAAGAGAAAUUCAGUAAAUUUGCGAUUAGGUUUUAGGAUAAAAUUUAAAAGAAAUAGAGAAUCUUAAUUUUUGUUUGGAAGAAAAGCUUAUUGAUUUUAAGUAAAUUCUUGAGCUUGUUUUUGACCAUGAAAAUUAACCUGAUGAAACACUGCUACUAGAUUUCUUUUCGACAAAUCAAGCUAAGCUUAAUGAAAUAAAAGAAAACAGGGAGUGGGAAAAAAAACUUUUAUAUAACAGUCCAGAUUUUUAUUAAGUGAAUCAAAGAGAAAUUUAAAAGCAACUUGCUUUAGUAGAAAAUGAUAUUUAAAAGAUUGAGCCCUAGUUAGACAUAAAAGAUAAAAUUUUAAAUGAAAAUUAAUUAGAUUUAUAAAAUUAAAUAAAUAAAUUUUAAAAUGAGCAUAUUUAAAAUUCUCAAAAUCAAGCUAAUAAUAGCUAAUUGAUAAGAGAUUCUUAAAGCUAUACUCCAAGUGCAAAUAAAAAGAGUUAAAUAAACUAAAACUAGCCCUUUCUAUAAUCAUAAUAAUUCCAUGAUCAACAGCAACUAAGUUAUAGAUCUCCUGUGAAUAAUGCUUUAUCUUAAGAAAAUCCUUUUAGGACAUAGCAAAUUUCAAGAGAUUAAAAAAUUACAGAUGCAGAUUUUGAAAAAUUUAGAGAAAGAAUUUCUAGCAAAUCUAAAAUAUCAUAAAAUUAAAGUAAUCAAUUAGAAAACUAUUAAUAAUAAUAUUCAGUUAAACCUUUUACUAACUAUGCUAGUUUAGUCUAAUAGUAAAAUACAUAAGCUUAAAUAUAACCACAAUAAUUUUAAUCAUAGUAGUAGUAAUAGUAAAUAGAUAGUAAUUGGAGGCAGUAAGAGAGCUAAGAUGGUAGCAUAAAUAUUAAUAACAGCAUGAAUAAUUCUAAUUUAAAAACAGGGCUAUAUAUAAAGCAAUGA